This is a messenger RNA of Entamoeba invadens IP1, 1719 nucleotides long. RefSeq lists its product as hypothetical. Bases 1 to 1719 code for a protein of 572 amino acids. The record is from RefSeq and is a predicted model, not a curated record. The transcript has a single exon. Gene Ontology annotation, molecular function: ribosome binding; ubiquitin protein ligase activity. Gene Ontology annotation, biological process: rescue of stalled cytosolic ribosome; defense response; protein ubiquitination. NCBI's taxonomy places the organism in Eukaryota, Evosea, Mastigamoebida, Endamoebidae.
AUGGCGAAGGAUGAAUGCGCAGUGUGUAUGGAACGGGUAAUGGUUUAUUCAGUGGGCGAAUGUAACCACACUGAUGUCUGUUACUCGUGUUGUUUUCGUAACCGAGUGUUAUAUCAAGACAACAACUGUCCGUUGUGUAGACACGACAACAAACUUGUGGUCUUUUCCAAGAAGAAAGGAAAAUUUGAAGAUUUGACCAAGACGACACCUGUGUUCCAGUUGAAAGAAUAUGGUGUCGGGACAAAUGACCAAGGGGUAUUUAAGUACUUGAAGUAUCUUCUUUCAAACACUUGCAAAUUCUGUAGCAAAGAGUUUGAAACAAUAGAAAAGCUUAAUUUCCAUUAUCAAACGUAUCACCACGUCCAAUUCUGCCCCGUCUGUAUUAAUCAACAAAAGAGCUUCACAUGUGACAAGGAGGUGUACACUGAUGAACAAUUGCAAGAACAUAUGAAUGAGGUGGAUCCAGAAACUUUGGUCAAGAAACACCCUUUCUGUGAAUUCUGUAAUAUCCCAUUCAUCGACUUGGACUCCCUUUAUAAACACUUGAAUACACAACAUGAGACCUGUUUCAUUUGCGACAAGAGAGCAGAAACACCGGGUACUUCGUAUUACAAAAAUUAUGAAGAGCUCUUUGCACAUAUGAAAAAGCAUCACUUUGUCUGCGAGGACCCAAACUGCUUGACUAAGAAGUACAUCGCUUUUUACUCAGAAGAAGAACUGAACAACCACAAAAUUGCAUUUCAUAUUAAAAAGGGCGAAAAAGUCAUAUUGGAGACGGGUGCGUAUUUUGAACCCAACGAUACUCGGCGAUACAACUCACGACAAAACACAGAACGACCCAAAUAUGGUUCCCGUCGACGUGAAGAGCGUAUAGAGAGUCGAUAUGAAUUUCAUCGAGAAGAAGAGAAGAAAGAGGAUGUUGAUGAUUUUGAAGAAGAAGAGGUUAUUUUUUCAAAGCAAGAUUUCCCAAGACUGGGAAAUGGCCCCGUCGAUCUCCAACCCGUUAUACCACAGAAACCAAUGAAAGAAAAGAAAACCACUGAAAUGUUCCCAGCACUCUCGAGCAACCCACAAAAGGAACAGAAAAAGAAACAAAAGAAGAUACUGAAAGAAGCUUACCAAAUGCAUGACAAACAAGAGAAGGAUUAUCAAUCAUUAGAAAAUAGACUGAAAAGCGCAGCGGGGACAAAAUAUGACUACUUUGUCGAUAUUCAAGGGAAGUUCAAGAGUGGCAAUGAAAGUGCAAAAGUGAUGUUAGACACCUUUAACCAAUGCUGUGGCAAAGUCAAAGACAAGAACGAACUCUUAGCGGAGUUCAUUAAUUCGUGGCAGAAUGCAAAACAGAGGAGCGAACUGAUUAAAAUCGAUAAUCAACAAAAUGAAGAGAAGACUAAGAUGCGAAUGAGAGACGAAAUGGUGAUGACCGCACAACGGUGGGAAGAAGAACAACAGAAACGUAUUCGUAUGAGAACCGAAAAACAGAUCAUCCCCGAAGCAGAAAGAAAAAAGGUCGUUCGCGAGCAGCCAAAACCUAAACCUAAAAACACUGAGAUGUUCCCUUCACUUGUGAAAGGACUCGACAGACCAAUUCAGAAGAAGGAUACAUCAAAUUGGAGUCAAAUUGCUGCUUACUCAUCAACUGAAGCGAGAAAGGCAAGGGAACAAACUAAGAAGCAAAAUGAAGGGAAAUUCUCAGAGUCACAAUUCCCAAAAUUGUGA